Molecule: messenger RNA, 609 nt
Organism: Gryllus bimaculatus (two-spotted cricket)
Lineage: Eukaryota; Metazoa; Arthropoda; Insecta; Orthoptera; Gryllidae
Source: the annotation of a GenBank genome assembly
AUGUUUCCUGUCUUGGUGAACGCGCCCGAUUGGCGUGCGGUGUGGCAACGUUGCGGCGGGCGGCGCAGGGCGAGGGGGGGGAGGGCGCCGCCUUUCUUUGCGCUGGCGACUUCGCCACCGGCCGCCAGUGGUCCUGAGCCGGGCGGCGCCGCCUGUCGCAUUGUUCCCGAGCCUCGCGUCGCCGAUUCCUCGUUGGACUUCGUGCUGGAUCUCGCUCGUAAAGCGACCGCAUACCGCGCUCGUAAAACUCAUAAGUGGCCUUCCGAGGCCCCGGGCGCCGGUGCUUCCGCGGCGCGGGGCCUUCGCGCCGCUCGGCGCGUGCGUCGUCGGUCGCGUGCCAAUAAUUGCGGCGGGUGGGCGUAUCUGCCGCAGCCACCAGCGGCCCUCCGAGCUCCGCCGCGCCCCCGCCCGCCGUUGUUCCACGCGCCCGCGGUAAAAAUACCCGCGCCAGGGCCCGUUUUACUCGCCGCAACCGCCUCCGCCGCGGUUAUGCGAGGUCACGGACAUCGAUUUUCGCGGCGGUGGCGGCGUCCGCGGCGCGGGCUCCGCUGCCGUCGCCGCGAAGAACAGGUACCUGCUGAGUUUGGCAAGCCUGCUUUAGGAGGUUAG